UUGAUGUAUAAGAAUAUGGAAAACGCAAUGUACUGUGACUUUGGAGAUAUGAACGCUAAAGCCAUUUGUCUUUCUUUCAAGGAUUCCAAGCUGCGAAUGUUCAUUCUGCUACCGAAUCAAGAAGAUGGACUACCACAGUUGUUGAAAAAGCUCUUCACUGUUGGUCCUACCGCGAAUGGCUGCGGUGACCAGCGUUUCCUGGAGAUGUUCCUCUCGUCGAUGCAUUAUGGCACACGAGAGGUCCAUUUAUACCUUCCCCGUUUCAAAAUCGGUGAAGGUGAACCUUCUAUGGACCUUAUUCCAAGCAUGAUGAAGUUGGGUGUCAGCAAGAUCUUCGAUGAUACCGUCGCUGACUUCUCAGGCUUGACUGAUAUUUCGGGUCUCUAUGUAUCUUCGAUCUAUCAUUGCGCUGUACUAGAGGUUAACGAAGAAGGAGCCGAGGCCGCGGCUGCCACUGGAAUUGGUAUGGCUUUCCGGUCCCGUCAUAUAGCUCCACCACCGGUGGAAUUUAAAGUCACACAUCCAUUUGUGAUUGCUAUCGCUGACAAUGCGGGAACACCAUUGUUUCUGGGUCACGUUUCCGACCCGAAAUAG
Messenger RNA from Dibothriocephalus latus, 594 nucleotides. Lineage: Eukaryota; Metazoa; Platyhelminthes; Cestoda; Diphyllobothriidea; Diphyllobothriidae. The record is from the annotation of a GenBank genome assembly.